AACCCAUGAUCUUUACUAAAUCUUUCAAAUGUGGGACUUUGAUUGAAUCCCAACAAUCCUCCUCUCAAACGAAGGACCACAAUUACUCUCAUAGUCAGGGUCUUCCCGCGAGUAUUCUAUCACCCUGACCUGCUCUGGGCCUCCCUGCAAGCAUCUGCAUCUGGUCAUUCUUGAACUACUGCAGGCCUCCCUGUCAGCAUCUGGUCACCCAAACCUACUAGCCUCCCCACAAGUCUCCGGUCACCUUGACCUGCUCCAGGUCUCCCUGUGAGUAUCUGGUCACUCUGACCUGCUUCAGGCCUCCCCACAAGUAUCUAAUCACUCAUGACUAGCUUCGGGCCUACCCUCAAUUUCGUUCAAGGACACCCCACAUUGUAUUUCUCUGGACCAUGACUCUGAUACCAUUUGUUGUGCCCAAAGGAUGCCCACAUAUCUCCACAAUGGCAUGAUAUUGUCCACUUUAGGCCUAGACUCUCAUGACUUUGUUCUUGGGCUAUUUCCGAAAGACCUCAUGCUAAUAAAGAUAUCUUGCAUCCUUUUAAUCCAUGAUCUUUACCAAAUCUUUCCAGUGUGGAACUUUGAUUGAACCCCAACAAUCCUCCCUUUAAACGAAGGACCACAAUUACUCUCAUGGUACAGGCCUUCCCGCGAGCAUUUGGUCACCCUGACCUGCUCUGGGCCUUCCGUAAGCAUCCGUAUCCGGUCACCUUGACCUACAGGGCCUCCUCGCGAGCAUUCGAUCACCUUGAUCUGCUUCGGUUCUCCUUGCAAGCAUCUGAUCACUCUAACCUACUCGUUUCCUCGUAAAUAUCUGGUCAUCCUGACCUACUCCAGGCCUACCUUCAAGCAUCCAGUUAUCCUGACCUACUCUGGACCUCCUCACGAGUAUCCAGUCACCCUGACUUGCUUCGAGGCCUUUCCCACAAGCAUCUGGUCAUCUUGACCUGCUCUAGGCCUACCCACGAGCAUUUGUUUCCGGUCAUUCUUGACCUACUCCAGGUCUCCUUAGAGCAUCUAGUCAACCUGACCUACCCCAGGCCUAUCCUUAACUUCGUUUAAGGUCACUCCACAUUGCAUCUGGCCUAGACCAUGACUUUGAUAUCAUUUGUUGUGCCCAAAGAAUGUUCACAUAUAUCCACAAUGGUAUGAUAUUGUCCACUUUGGGCCUAGACCCUCAUGACUUUGCUCUUGGGCUCUUCACAAAAGACCUCAUUCCAAUUGAGAUAUCCUACAUCCUUUUAAACCCAUGAUCUUUACCAAAUCUUUCUAAUAUAGGACUUUGAUUGAAUCCCAACAAAUAACCUAGUAAGAGCAUAAGCUAUAAACGACAAAGGAGGUAUAUAUGUGGGUAAGGAAAAAAAUCCUCGAAUAAUUAUUACACAUUACCUAUGUUGUACACUUUCCUUUACUUAACAAACUCCGACACACUGCAUCACCUCAUGAUUACGGAGGUUAUGUGAGGGGGUAUAUAAAGGAGGAAUCCUCUCUGUGAAAAGGUACGUUCUUUGAACAUUUGCCACUUACACUCGGGCACACAUCUUUUACUGUUCUUCAUUCACCUGUCCAGACUUGUACUAAUUUGAGUGUCGGAGACCCUUCAUCAGGGACUCUCCCCUGGUUUUUGGGUGCUGUAUCUCUGUGUGCACAUGAUCAGAAGAAAGCUUUCCCGUGGAGUGAAAAGUUUUUGACCAGUCAAUUAUCAAAUCACCGUACCCUGUGCGUCACUAUUCCAAAUGCUAGUAGGCGCCCGUGAUUUACCUCCUCCGUAUUGAUCUUGGGAUGAGUUGAUGAGAAUACUGGAGAUGAGCAUAUUCAUCUUUUACCACAAUAGAGUCAUGCAACACAUGGACCCAUCAUAGAUUAUCAGGAUCAAGAACUAAAGAACGUGUUCUAGUAAAAACUACUUCUAGUAACAGCUAGAUUUUGUUCGCAGAUUUAAAAGGAACACAGGGACGCGUUUUUAUAUAUAUCCAUUUAAAUUCUCUAUGGACAGUGCUGUGGGAGUUGAAUUGAUCUGCUACGGCGUUGACCGUUGAGUCUAAUAAUGCAAACCGGGUGGUCGAGCCUUUCGAACCGACGCGGCAACGAUUUCGAUGGCUCUCCGCGCGAUUCUCCCGGCCGUAACAGCCGACUCCGCCUCCGACUCGACCGUUCCUCCUCUUACUCCUCCUCUCCGCCGCCCAAAAUUUUCAAGUUUCAAAUCUCUCCGUUAAUCCCGAUCCUCCCCUCCGACAGUAACAGCUCUCCCACUAAAUUCUCGUCGCGCAUUUAAUUCUUUCCCAAACCAAAUCAAAACCCAUUCCAGAAACACCAGCCGUCCCUUCCAUAACAGCAAACAACGGCAAUCCUGCAGCGGAACUGCUCCGCCUCAUAAUAGAACGCCGGCCGGCUUCCCGGUUCUUAUUAUUAUAGGUUGAUCAGCUCUUACAAUCAGCAUGUUCCUUCACCGUCUCUUUGGUCUCGUUUGAAUCCUAAAGUAGUGUAGCCAUUACGCUCUCAUCAUGGCCUCCUCCGUGGCUCCGAUGCCGAUCUCCGGUAAGUGGCUCGAACCAGUCCGAGUCUCCGACUCCACCGCCAAUAGCCGCUGCUCCUUCAACCCUUCUUACCUCGGCAAGAUCGUCGCCCCUCAGCGGGAAACCAAAGAUGUGCAUUCCUCCUCCUCCUCCUCCGACCGGUCUGAGGAGGACGGCGGGUCGCCGGGGAUUCUAGAACGGUGGGCGUCGUUGCAGGCGCGAGAGCUGGCCAGGACCCUCGACCGGCAGGCUCGCGAGGCUGAAAUCUUAGCGUUGGCCACCGCCGCUCCGCCUGUCUCCGCCCGCGCCCUAUCCUUUCUCCGCGAGGCUUCUGAUUCCUCUUCGGCCGGCACUGCUGCAGUCGCUGCUGUCGACCUUCCUAGAAGCGUCCGGGCGUCGUCGCUGAUACAGAUGUGGAGGGAUUUGGAGACCGACGCAGGGUUCAGUCCCAAGAACAGACCGGAGAACAGCAGCUACAACGCCGAUAAUGCCACACCCGCUGCUACUUCCUCGUCAUCGGAUGAGCUUUCCAGCGAUUACUCCGGGGACUCGGAUUCUGACAUCCCAGCCACGAAUUGUUCUUUGUUGAGGGAGAAGAAUGGUCGGGUGGAGAACAUCGUGAGGAUGAUGAGUUCCGGAAACAGGACACGCACCGCCGCCUCGUCAUUGAAUUCCAAGAACAAGCAAUCCCCCCGAAAAAAACCGGAGGCGAUGGCAGAUAAGACAUCAAGUGAUCAGCGAUCCAUUGAAGAUUUUGUUGCAAGAAUGGAGCAGGAAAGGCGGAGCGAGCUUGUAGCAUUGAAUGAGCAUCGUUGCGUCUCUCAGUUCCAGCAUCAGCCAAUAUAUGGUCUCACGAAACAUUCAACACCAAAGGAGUCUGAUGAAUUGCAUAGACGAACAGCAAUCAUGCAUCCCAGGAGGAAGCAACUAGAUGCUGAAGAUUUUACUAGUCAGUUUGCUGCUAAGAGAUAUGAUUCAGAAAGUUAUCGUCACACAAACUCAUCGUGGGAUGAAAGAAAUUUGUGGAUGAGUAACCUUGAUUUGCAAAGUAUGGCAGAUUUGUUACCUUCAUAUGGUUGGGGCGGUGAGGUGAUUACCGAGGAAGGAGAAUCAUACUUGCAGCAACAUGUUAGUAGAUGGAUGCAUCAGCCCUCCAGUUCAUGGAGACAAUUAGCAGUCAGAAGGCAACCAAUGUGCGUUGGAUUCUUUCAGAAAUUUGCUGAUAAUGUUGAGCUUAUGGAGCUUUAUGAAAGGAGAAGAGUCUCGACUUCCCUGGAUAGCGAUUUCUGCAACAAGUUAAACACAGUGGUCUUAUCAUUGUUAGACAGACAAAGGAAAUGCUGUUUCGAUGAAGACCUAACUGUAAAUGAUGAAGACCAUCCAUUCUGGCAACAAAAGGAUGAGUACUUCAAUAGUUCUAAGCAUGUUGUUGAUAUCCCAUCAUCAUGCUUAACUCCGCAAAACCAUACCAUGUUCCACUCAGAGCACCAGAAACAUGCUUCAUCCCCUCACCAAUCAUCUAAAAAUGAUGUAGAAUUCAUGGAUGAAUUGAGAAGCGGCAUGACUCAGAUACACGAAGAACUUCAUGAACUUCGCAAGUUAGUCAAGAGUUGCAUGGAGAAGCAAGUUGAAUUACGCGAUUCUAUCAAACAAGAUAUUUUAGAUGUGAUUAGGCAAUCAAUUCUAAUAUAGGUCCAGCUGAGAGUAUCUUGAAUCGUUCAUCCGCAACGAUAUGAAUAAGAUGCAGGUGUUGUACCUGCUUCGAUACACAAUCCCACUCAUUGUUAUAUAGGUGUGAGCAUGUGUGCCUGAGUUUAAGUGUGCUGCCGAGCUACAACGAGCAGUAGAAGAUACCUAGCUCAGCCCAGAUUGAUGGAGUAAUAGCUUGGAGAUAUAUAAGAAGAGCCUACAAACAUUUCAUAGUGGAAGUGAUUUGUUCCAUUUCUUAGAAUAGCAAACCCUUAUUAGAGAGACUCCAUCAAAUAGCAUUAGUAUUUAGAUUAGAUAUCUAGUUGAGACUGUAUAUAAUGAGAAAGUAUACUGAAAUUGUACGACGGGAUAUUUGUUUGAGAGUCUAUUAAAAAUUGACGUUUUAA
This is a messenger RNA of Zingiber officinale, 4609 nucleotides long. RefSeq lists its product as uncharacterized. Bases 2502 to 4205 code for a protein of 567 amino acids. The record is from RefSeq and is a predicted model, not a curated record. Lineage: Eukaryota; Viridiplantae; Streptophyta; Magnoliopsida; Zingiberales; Zingiberaceae. The transcript has 7 exons.